Molecule: messenger RNA, 1332 nt
Organism: Exophiala aquamarina CBS 119918
Lineage: Eukaryota; Fungi; Ascomycota; Eurotiomycetes; Chaetothyriales; Herpotrichiellaceae
Exons: 2
Coding region: 1-1332 (443 amino acids)
Molecular function (GO): ATP binding; ATP-dependent protein folding chaperone
Source: RefSeq, a predicted model, not a curated record
AUGACCCUCAAACUUGCGUCCAAUGCCUCUGACGGGGCACGGGAGCGCUCUAUCAUAGUUGCAGUUGAUAUUGGAACAACCUUUUCUGGGGUUGCAUGGGCCCAAACUGCUCAACCCAAUCAACAGAUUACCAUCGUGCAAUGGCCCAACACUGAGGGCUCCCUUGAGGGGCAAACAAGCGAGAAAGCACCAACUGAGUUGUGCUUCUCCGAUGGCACGGUACGAUGGGGAUUCCAGAUUCCGGAAGACGAACAGCGUUAUCAGUGGUUCAAGUUAGGCCUGGACCCCGAACAUGAGAAGGCGGUCUCAUACUUGAGUGUCCACUAUCCCGAUCCCAAAGCCCUUCCGCCAGCUUAUGGGGGUGCCAAUAGUCCAGUACUCCUUGCAACUAUGUGCCUCCGUUGCCUGCGAGAGCACACUCUCCACGUACUCAAAUUGAAACUGGGCGAAGGUGUCGUCAAUUCAACCCCAUUACGAUUCAUUAUAACAGUUCCAGCAAUCUGUGAUGAUGCUGCCAAAGCCCGCGCCCAGAGAUGUGGUGUUGAUGCUGGUAUGGGUAAUGAUAUUCGGAUUAUUUUGGAACCUAAGGAUGCAGUUGUAUUUGCUCUAAGCUCGAUGGAUCACCACAUCCCCUCUCCUGGAGAUUCAUUUGUGUUGUGCGAUGCAGGAGGUGGUAUGGUUGAUCUGAUCUCAUACUCCAUAGUCGAACUUCAGCCAUUGCUCAAAGUUCGAGAGGCAGUCCCGGGUAGCGGCCAUGCAUGCGGCUCAACCUUCUUGAAUUGCAUCUUCGGGCGAGUUCUGGAAGAAGACAUCUCCGACGCAGAAGGUUACGACGAUGACACUAUCGACGAAGCUCUCCGGGAUUUUGAGACCUCCGUCAAGCGCAAAUUCAGAGGGGAAGAAGAGUCCGUUAUGAUCAGAGUUAGGGGAUUGGUCGACAGGCCGGAAAAGGGCAUCAAGCGAGGAAGACUGACGGUCAGCAGAGGAAAGAUGAAAUCCUUGUUCGAGCCCGUCAUUUAUUCCAUCAUCACUCUUGCUACCUCUCAACUCAAACAGACAAAGCAAGCAAAGGCCGUUAUACUCGUUGGUGGUCUCGGGCAAUCUUCAUAUCUUCGAGCCUAUAUCAUAGAAGUUGUAGGCAACAAGAUCGAAGUCAUUCAGCCGGUCGAGGGUUGGACUGCCGUCGUCAAGGGUGCGUUGAUCAAAGGUCUCAGCGAGACUGUGCCAGACAGCCCCGGUCCCUGUGUGGCUAUUCGAGUGUCUCGCAAGUCCUAUGGUGUCCGUGGUGAUCAGAUCUUCAACCCCUUAGUUCAUGACAAUGCCAAAAAGUAG